Molecule: messenger RNA, 5863 nt
Organism: Scatophagus argus
Lineage: Eukaryota; Metazoa; Chordata; Actinopteri; Scatophagidae
Gene: sgpl1
Product: sphingosine-1-phosphate lyase 1
Exons: 14
Coding region: 2136-3833 (565 amino acids)
Biological process (GO): sphingolipid catabolic process; carboxylic acid metabolic process
Cellular component (GO): endoplasmic reticulum
Molecular function (GO): pyridoxal phosphate binding; sphinganine-1-phosphate aldolase activity
Source: RefSeq, a predicted model, not a curated record
ACACAGUGCGAUACACAGGGCGAUGGCAGUCUUGUUAAAACACGCUUGAAGACUUGUUUAUCAAUAGUGAAGUGAGCUAAUGACCGGACUUGUCUUGUUCUCAGGGAUGCUGUAAGUCCGCAGACACUGGGUUUGACAGUGACUCUUGUUAUCAAAGCCUUACGUGACAGAUGAAUGACUGGCUGUAAAGAAACACUGAACCUACAUUGGUACUUUGGCCCCUGAAAUCGUACACUUCACAUGAGAUGAGCCACAGCGUGUUUCCAGGCACCGAUAAUAAGACAAUAAAAGAAAGUAAACAGCUGUGCUCCCUUUGAAUGGCUUCAUUUACGCUUCUAUUGGGUCAACAUCUAAUUUCCUUAAUUCUGUGCCGAAUAGUAAGGUUUGCAGCCCCUUCCUAUUGUGUAGCACCCACUGUUUAAAAUUAGAGAUCCUGCUUCACAUAAACCUACAGGAAGUUCAAACAAAGCAUUAGUCUUAGUACUGCCACCAGAGAGCUGUUGAGGUUUGUGGGAUUUUCCUUAAAGGAGCAGAAUCAUGUUUUGUUGAUAUUAGACACUGGACAGAAGACUCAGCACUAGAGGGCGACAGGUCUGACACAUAUACAGUAUGUGCUGUGCAAAAUCGACCCAGAAACCUAGAAAAGUGGAAGAUCCUCAAAAAGCUUCAUUUUGAUCAGAGGUCAGUUCAUUCGAUGUGAUGAUAACCCCGAACAGCAGAAGAAAACAUUACAGACACCACGGCUGUAAUUAUUGCUCCACGAAUGAUUAGUGGAUCUCAUCUUGACUACAAGCCGUAGUGAUGACAAGCGUGCUCACAGUCUGUUUUCCCUUGAUGUAUCUCAGAGCGGCCACCUCACAGCCAGUACAUUUCCAUGAGAACAUGACCUCCCCUCUGAGACAACAAAAGCUCCCCUUACCGAAUUGUCAAAUGUUACAUGAGGGGGAGCAAAGAAAUGGGCGUCCACAGCUCAACAAUAAGUCGGACAAUGCCGGUACAAGAGUCUUUGUGUGAACUCAGUAUAACUUUUCCUGAGGCAAAGAUAGCACUGAAUGGCUUGGAAAUGUGUGGGUGGACCUGAAAGCGAAAUUUAGACAGAAAGAGGCCUGUAUCUUAAGUUGUAGUCUGCCCUUUUGUACUCAUGAUUAAAUGGUGUUAAUCAUCCCGCCAUGAGAAGUCAAAUCAAGCCUCCCAGUCAACAGAUGUUAAUGCCUUAUUUUCCACUGCUUCCCACUCGGCUCUGUGCAGCUGGUCUUGUUAAACCUGUAUGAGAACACAUCAUCCAGACAGGCAGGUAUGGCAGCUGUAGUGUGGGAAGGGACUCCUGCAGCUCACUGACAGCCCUCCACUAACUCUCCAUUCACUGCAAACACUUGAUAUUCUCACCGUGAAACUCUUUUGUUUCUGAAUUUUCACUGUUAGCAUGCAAUGUUUUGAAUGAUGAGUCUGAAAUAAUACCUCACAUCUUUCUUGGUUGAGACAAAGACUGAAAGCUUUCCCAUAUAGAGAAGACAGUGUUUCAAUAGCAUGAGGGAACAUUUACCUCAUUAUAUUAUUAUGGGUUGUUGAUUUCAGGCAACACAGACUGGGAUUACUUCAGACAGAUACUGUCUUUUGAACUUUAAGCUUUUCUGGCUGAGGUGGAGAAACAAGCCUUCUCGCUAUCAGACUGCCUGCUAUUGUGUCAUAAAAACACCACUGAGAGAUAAUUGAAAGAUAAUUUUGUUGCACUUAUGAAAUGGCAUUCACAGCCUUGGACACUGCUGUGAUUUAUUCUCAGUUAGAUGUUCCCUGGCUGUGAGGAUUGCAACAUUCAAAUUAAGAACAAAUAUUUCCCAAUUUAUUGGUGAUCUGGCUUCAAUCGAAAUGAGCGUAAUUUAUAGUUCUGUCUGAUUUAAAGUGAACUUCCUCUCUUGUCUGAUUGUUAACCACGUUUGAUUGCAAAAGAUCCCAUCGUCUGGCUGGACGUGGUUUAGGCAGUUGAUGGGAGGAGUCGGGUCAUAGUUAUCCGCUGAGCUCAGAGCGUCGUCUCACUCUCACCUGGAGAACCAAGACACGACUGUCUUUUCAACACUGGCAGAAAAAACUGCUGACAGAAUUAGUGUGGGGGGAAAUUGAGCUCUGUAGGUCUGAAAAUGUCUUCUGAUAGUGCCUUGGAGGUGUAUAAGGAGAUGGUCCUGCUGUACCUGGAGGAGGGCCGGCGGCAGGUCAACUCUCGCUGUGCAGAGCUGGAGCCAUGGCAGAUCAUCGGAGCCACGGUCAUCACUACACUGGGAGCUAUCUGGAUCAAAGGCUUCCUCUUCCAGCAAGAAAGUCUCACAUCCCGAAUCAAGAAGCAGUGCUUUCGACUCAUCAGAAAAAUACCCUUUGUUGGGGGAGCAAUUCAGAGUCAGCUCAACAAGGCUUUAGAUGACAUGUCUGCCAGUCUGUGUACUCUGAAGGAUGGGAUGAGCUACACCAAACAGCUGCCUGCUAAAGGUCUCUCUCAGAGCCAAGUCCUGGACAAAAUCAGAGAGUACGAGACUCUCAAUGAGGUGCAGUGGGAGAAAGGAUGUGUUUCUGGUGCAGUGUACUGGGGCGAUGAGUCACUGACCAAUCUCCUGGUGAAGGUAUAUGGAGAGUUUGCAUGGAGCAACCCACUUCAUCCAGACAUCUUUCCUGGCGUGAGAAAGAUGGAGGCAGAGGUUGUGAGAAUGGCUUGCACACUUUUCCAUGGUGGACCUAACUCCUGUGGAACAGUUACCUCAGGAGGAACUGAGAGCAUACUGAUGGCCUGCAAGGCUUACAGGGACAUGGCCUAUGAACGUGGUGUCAAAUACCCUGAAAUUCUUGCACCUGUGAGCGUCCACGCAGCCUUUGACAAAGCAGCUCAUUACUUUGGGAUGAAGCUUGUUCACAUUCCCCUGGACAAGAAAACUAUGAAAGUAGAUGUGAAGGCUAUGAAGAGAGCCAUCAGCAAGAACACGGCCAUGCUCGUGUGCUCAGCACCUCAGUUUCCUCAUGGAAUCGUGGAUCCCGUUGAGGAAGUGGCAAAGCUGGCUGUACGCUACAACCUCCCGCUGCAUGUGGAUGCCUGUCUGGGAGGAUUUCUCAUAGUCUUCAUGGCCAAGGCAGGUUAUCCAAUUGCCCCGUUUGACUUCAGGUUAAAAGGUGUUACCAGCAUCUCUGCAGACACCCACAAGUAUGGUUACGCCCCCAAAGGUUCCUCAGUGGUGCUCUACAGUGAUAAAAAGUACCGUCACUACCAGUACUUCGUAGCUCCAGACUGGCAGGGAGGGAUCUAUGCCUCGCCCUCCAUUGCAGGCUCCAGGCCAGGAGGAAUCAUUGCCGCCUGCUGGGCGACCAUGAUGCACAUGGGAGAGAAUGGAUACAUAAACGCCACAAAGAAGAUCAUCAGCACAGCACGCAAAAUCAAAACGGAAAUCCGCAAGAUAAAAGGUGUGUUUGUGUUUGGCGAUCCAGAGGUGUCAGUGGUGGCAAUAGGCUCAGAUGUUUUCGAUAUUUUCCGUCUGUCUAAUGCUCUGACAUCAAAGGGCUGGAAUCUGAACACGCUGCAGUACCCAUCCAGCAUCCACAUUUGUUGCACAGUUCUGCACACACAGCCGGGUGUCGCUGAUCAUUUUAUCCGAGAUGUCAAAGAGCAGGUUGCCAUCAUCAUGAAGAACCCCAAAGAGAAAACCACAGGAAAGGGAGCGAUCUACGGCAUGGCCCAGUCCAUUCCAGACAGAUCUUUGGUAACAGAGAUCUCCCGAGGCUUCCUGGACUGUCUCUACAGCACUGAGGUGCCCAAGUCAAGCAACAGCCACAUGAACGGUAACGGCAAGGCCCACUGAAGGAGGACUGGGCCCUCCUGGUCCAACCCCACCUCACACAGGGAAACACGCUCAACUCCUUGCAGAGCUCUGAGUUAACCGCUCAACGAUUGCCUUAUCUUGCAUAGCUAUACCAUUGGAAAACAUCUGCAAAGAUCUUAGAAGCACAAGCCAUCGGCAUUUUAAUCAGCCCAGAGGAAAAUCACUUGUGACACUGCGCUUACAUGGCACAGAGAAGAAAUGACUGUAUGUGUGUGUGUCUUAUACUGUUUGUUUUAAAAGUUCAUUUCAAUUUUAGCUUUUGUUAAAUGCAUAUGUCUGUAAUAAUCUCUGACUGCAAAGCAAAAACACUUUUGUUUUUUACAAAACCGGAACAUUUCAGCUUGCUGCCAUCACUGCUUCACUAUCUGUGAUGAUUUAACAAAAAACACAGACCACUAAAAGCUAGUUAGAAGUGCUGUGCUGCCCUCUAGCAUGACACGUAACGUACUGUUGUAGCCUGGCUCUACAUGCACAGGCCUGUCAAAGGUGUUAUGAUAUCAUUAUCUGGUAUUAGUUCUCUGAAAAACAGCAUUUUUCAUGUAAAAGCACUGCAAUGCCCUGACAAGAACAUAUCAGGCUAAUCUGUAAAUCACUUGAAACUGCAAUUAUGAUUUAUGGUAGAAGUUUGAAAGCAUGAAUGUGCGUGUCCUGGUUUGUUAGCACUUGCUAUGAUGAAAUUCAUUUUGUUUUAAGUCACAAUUCGUGGUCCAUCUACAGUUUGGAUUUGUAGGGAGGGGGAGAAUAAGUUGGAUAGUGGGAUCUUUUAUUGUCAUUUAUAUUCAAUGAAACUGUCUUUAGAUUAAAAAUGAGGGAAGCUGUAACCAGGGCAUAAAUAUUUUGAAAGCAGCUAGUGGAAUCCAAAGCUUUUCAGCCACUUUGCUCAUUUUGUUCAGUGUUUUUCAGAAUUGGAAAGGGGCUUUUUCACAGUAGCCUGUCUUGUAAGGUGAGACAAUGAAAUGUUGACAUCUUUCAGCAGACUGAAGGCUGUUUUCCACCCUGGUCUACUGUAUAUUAUCAAGAAGUACACACUUAAUAUUCCCUCUGUAGGCUGCAAAGAGUCACCUGUGUACCACUUUGUUUUAAUCAUUUGUCUCCUAAUUCAAUCUACCUCAGUUUCUAAUCAAUGCAAAUCCAUUGAAACGCAUUCUAACAGCGCAGUCAUUUCUAACAUAAUUAACUUCACAUUGUUGGGGUAUUUGACUGUACUGUAAGUGUUCUCAGACAUGCCGAUACUGAAAAAAAAAAACAAAUUCACUGUGAUGGAGGUUUUUGAUCCACAGAUUUGAUAGAUUUGUCAUGGGAGAAACUCCUUUCCUGCCCUGUCUGAAUGUGGAUGUGUUGGUAUAUCCAUUCUGCAGGGUAUGUACACAUUUACUAACAGGUUGACAACUUGAUGAUGCAUACCGUAAAAGGACCUUGUGUUGUUUCUUUGCUCUCAUGUGCUUUCCUAAUAUUGCUUGUUGAAAUUAUGUGUUUCUAUGAAAUUAUUUCCAUGUUUGUGCAAUAUCUAACUUUUCCUUUUAUGAAGUGAAACGAAGGGGAAUGCUGUACUAAUGUUUUAGAGACAAGUCUUUAGAAGAAUAGUAUUGAAUGAUAGUAUAUCAGCCUUGUUAGUGUAAUUUAACCAUUUGCGUGACCACUGGGUGUGCAUUCAUCACUUAAUUUGUGACUUGUUUUUAUGUACUGAGCAGUUUCAAAGAGAUUAGACAUGAAUGUAUUUAGGUUCUGACAUGAGCUGGGAUUUCUUUCCCCCCACAUCUUUCAGUCAGUUUGUGGUUAAAAGAUAAAAGGACACAACGCUUCCACUAACAAUUGAAGGUCAUACCAUCAUCAUGUGACCAGUCAUCAUUCAUACUUUGCCCAGGGACAGGGCGUGGAAACCCGUGCCCAUGCAAAAAAUAGACUUUUCAGACAAUGUCUCAUCCUGUUUACUUUGGAGAAAAAUCAGCAAAAAUUGUGACGAUUGAAUGGUCAAGAAAUCUCUCUUUUGAAUAAAAACCUUUAAUGCU